Messenger RNA from Echinostoma caproni, 685 nucleotides. The record is from the annotation of a GenBank genome assembly. Lineage: Eukaryota; Metazoa; Platyhelminthes; Trematoda; Plagiorchiida; Echinostomatidae.
UUAGGGUGAUGAUGAUUAUGACUAUGAUGUUGGUGAUGAUGUAGACGGCGUUGAUGAAGAUGUUGAGGAGGAGGAGGAGGAGGAGUAUGAUGAUGAUCAUUUGGAUAAUGAUCAUGACGAUGUUGAUGAUGAUGAUGAUGAUGAUCUUUCGGAUGAUGAUGAACACGGUAUUGAUGAUGCGGAUGAUGAUAAUGAAAAGGAUGAUGAUGAUUCGGAUGAUGAUGAACACGAUAACGAUGAUUCAGAGGAUGAUAAUAAAAAUGAUGAUGACGAUUCGGAUGAUGAUGUAGUUAAAUAUGAAGAUGAUGACGAUGAUGAUGAUCAUGAACAUGAUCAUGAUCAUGACGAGGAUUCGGAUGAUCAUGAUAAUGAUGACGAUGAUGAUGACGAGCAUGAUGAUACUGUUUCGGAUGAUGAUAACGAUUCGGAUGAUGAUAAUGAUGAUGCAGAUGAUGAUGAAGAUGACGACGAUGAUGAUGUUGAUAAAGCUGACAAUGAUGAUGAUGAUAGUGAUGAUGCUGAUUCGGAGGAUGAUGAUGAAGAUGAUGAGGACGAUGAUUCGGAUAUUGAACAUGAUGGAUAUGACGCUGAUGAUGAUGAUCACGAUGAGAAUGAUGGUGACGAAGAUGAUGCUGAUGAAUCGGACGAUGAUGAUGUUGCUAAAUUUUGGAUGAUGAUGCUGAUG